UUUCUUUAUUUUUAAAUUGGUAACACAUUCUGUAAAGCACUUUGCCCAGUCUUCAUUCUGUCCGGCCUAAAUCCACACCGAAACGACUCAGGGUGGGUCUGUAGUUUUGUUUGGUUGGUUUUUUUUUUUUUUCCCGUGUACCAGACGGGCCGAGUCCUUUUGAAGUGAAAACUUUAGGGCAGAGGGUGGCACGGGCCCUUCCUGCCCAAUCUUAGCAUCAUCCCGGGCUCGGCUCCCCGCAGCCUUCCGGCUUCGCGGUCCAGACCGCUGCCUGCGACGGAGGGGGGUUGGGGGGGAGGGGAGGCGAGCCUCGCGGCCGGACCGUCAGAGGCAGCAAGUGGUCGACUUUAUUAAAGUUGUCAAUCUGAAGUCUCUUCCCCUGCCCUCCGAGACGCCUUUUCGUGGUUUCUCUGCCUAAACUUGUCGGGUGGCUGAGUGGAGCCCCCGGGAAGGUCCCCUGAACACCUAGGGAGCCCGGGUGCUGGUAAAUGCACUUGUAACACUCCUGGAAACUCUUGAAAUUCCCCAAGAAUGAGGCGGGGCGGAAGAAGGAGGGGCAAAGAAGACCCUUCGAGAAACCGUGCGACAGCUACUGACGUGUGCUGAGGCAAAUCCGUUCAGGAUUGGAAAAUUCAAACCUUGACUUCCGAGCAGAGUUCUCCCCGUUAGUGCCCUCGGGUCCACCCAAUGCUCACUGGGCAUCUCUGGCAGAGCCUUGGCCGAGCACUCGGCGGCCCGCGCCCGGAGGUGAGCUUCCCUUUCCCUCCCACUACUGGGUUUUGAGGAGAGGAGAAGAGCCUACAGGGCCGACUUUGGAGGAGGUGCCCAGACAUGGGUGACUGGAGUGCCUUGGGGAAGCUUCUGGACAAGGUCCAAGCCUACUCCACCGCUGGAGGGAAGGUGUGGCUGUCAGUGCUCUUCAUAUUCAGAAUCCUGCUCCUGGGGACAGCUGUUGAGUCAGCUUGGGGUGAUGAACAGUCUGCCUUUCGCUGUAACACUCAACAACCUGGCUGCGAAAACGUCUGCUAUGACAAGUCCUUCCCCAUCUCUCACGUGCGCUUCUGGGUCCUUCAGAUCAUAUUCGUGUCUGUGCCCACCCUCCUGUACUUGGCCCAUGUGUUCUAUGUGAUGAGGAAGGAAGAGAAGCUAAACAAGAAAGAAGAGGAGCUCAAAGUGGCCCAGACUGACGGGGUCAACGUGGAGAUGCACCUGAAGCAGAUUGAAAUCAAGAAGUUCAAGUACGGGAUUGAAGAGCACGGCAAGGUGAAAAUGAGGGGCGGCUUGCUGAGAACCUACAUCAUCAGCAUCCUCUUCAAGUCUGUCUUCGAGGUGGCCUUCCUGCUCAUCCAGUGGUACAUCUAUGGGUUCAGCUUGAGCGCGGUCUACACCUGCAAGAGAGAUCCCUGCCCCCACCAGGUAGACUGCUUCCUCUCACGUCCCACGGAGAAAACCAUCUUCAUCAUCUUCAUGCUGGUGGUGUCCUUGGUGUCUCUCGCUUUGAACAUCAUUGAGCUCUUCUACGUCUUCUUCAAAGGCGUUAAGGAUCGCGUGAAGGGAAGAAGCGAUCCUUACCACGCCACCACUGGCCCACUGAGCCCAUCAAAAGACUGCGGAUCUCCAAAAUACGCCUACUUCAAUGGCUGCUCCUCACCAACGGCUCCACUCUCGCCUAUGUCUCCUCCUGGGUACAAGCUGGUUACUGGUGACAGAAACAAUUCCUCGUGCCGCAAUUACAACAAGCAAGCUAGCGAGCAAAACUGGGCGAACUACAGCGCAGAGCAAAAUCGCAUGGGGCAGGCCGGAAGCACCAUCUCCAACUCGCACGCCCAGCCGUUCGAUUUCCCCGACGACAACCAGAAUGCCAAAAAAGUUGCUGCUGGACAUGAACUCCAGCCAUUAGCCAUCGUGGACCAACGACCUUCCAGCAGAGCCAGCAGCCGCGCCAGCAGCAGGCCUCGGCCUGAUGACCUGGAGAUUUAAACCGGCUUGAGCAUCGAGCUGUCGAUUAUGGAGGAGAAAAAAAGGUGCUUGCAGAACAUGCACCUAGGGUGUUCAUUUUCGUUCCCGUGGAGUUGGUACUCAACAACCUCAGCAAUGAGGCAUAGAAAACAAAGACAUUACAAUACCUAGGUUCCUUGGGGGUGCUUGGGAUAGCUGGGCGGAACAGGUGGGGAUAAGGGAGGUACACAUUGAUAUUUAAUGUAGAAGAUUCAAAGAACUUAAAUUCUAGUAAGAGUCGCAUUGGGUGAACAUAGAUAAGGGCUUUCUCUCUCUGCCCCCAUCCCCCAACUGAACCUUAAGAAUGAGUCUGUGUACAUGAAUUGAGUGAGUGAUAUUUUUUUUUAAUUUUGUUUUACUGAGAUUCUGCGAUAGCUUUGAGCAGAAAUCUGAGUCCUCCACAUAGCGUUUCCUUUAUGAAAAGACAGAUUGUCCUACAUCCCCCCCCCCCAAAAAAAACAUUCCAGUGUUUAAAAACUUGCAUUUUGCAGGUAAGCUUCCCUGGUCUACCCCUCUGGGUGUGAGUGGACCUUGUGUUAUUUGCUAGACACGAUUUUCAUUCUUAGUAUCAAUCUGAAGUUCAGACAAGGCUCAAAGAAAAACGACCGCCCAUGUAGUUGCAUCUCACUGGGUUCUUUGCUGAAUCUGUCUCACCUUUGUGCCUUCCAAACAUCAUCCUCGACUGGUCCUCGCCCUCACCAAACGGCUUCUAUCAACAUUUUUAAAACAGUCAUAACGUCAUUUUUAGUUUAGUUUUUUUUUUUUCUUUUGAGUUAGCAUCAGGGAGGUGAGCCAUGCUCAAGAUUUAACAAUCGCUUCUACGUGUGGAUGUGCGCAUGUGUAAGUGUGUGUUUUGUCAUUAUUGGUACAAGCAGAGGCAGUCUAGACUCACAAAUACAGAUUUGAAUCUAAUGCACAGUGUUCAAAUUUGAACCUUCCUAGUGGAUUUUUGUGGUGUGGGCCAAUGCGGUGUUUACAUUAUAGAAUUCCUGCCGUGCAAGUAAAGCACAGUUUUUCCCUGAAAAUUUUUUUUCCAGGUAUUCCAUUAUGGAUACUGGUUUUGUUAAUUAUAAUUUCUCUCUCUCUCUCUCUCUCUCUCUCUCUCUCUCUCUCUCUCUCUCUCUUUUAGAAUGUAGCAGUAAUCGCCAUUACUGAAAUGAAUGAUUUUCUUUUUUUUUGAAAUAUAAUCAUUGAUGCUUGAAUGAUAGAGUUUUAGUACUGUAAACGGGCUUUAGUCAUUAAUGUGAGAGACUUAGAUGGGGAUUGCCUAGAGUGGACUAUCAAGUGAGCCUAAAGGAACUUUGUAGUAACUGGUAAUCUGAUUUUUUUUUUGUCCUACUUAACUACACAUAACUCAGAACUUGUAUUCUGAGUUUAACAGUCUUUUAGAUUGACGAGCAACUUGGAUGUUUGCACUAAGACUUUGUUUGAAACACUAAGGGGCGAGGGAGGUUUCAACAGUGCACAUGUAACUAAUUUAUUUGAACUGUAUGCUAAAGACACCAGUUUCUUCAAAUGACUUUUUUUAAAAAAAAACAAAAACAAAACUCAUCACAGAUGAUUGAAAUGUCGAGUUAUCAUGUGUUUCCCUCUUGCGCGUCAGCUACAGAAAAGAGUUUUUGUACAAUGAGAAACUAAUGUGUUUGACAUUCCACGUUAAACUGCUGUCGUGUUCGGCUUCGUAGCAUGUAAUGUAGACCUAGCCCAUCCAUUCAUGUGCUCGGGAGAGUGUUCUUUAUCCAAUAAAGUUUUAAUUUAGUAUAUAAUAAAAA
This is a messenger RNA of Rattus norvegicus (Norway rat), 3770 nucleotides long. Lineage: Eukaryota; Metazoa; Chordata; Mammalia; Rodentia; Muridae. The record is from RefSeq and is a predicted model, not a curated record.